GUGUGGAGUUUGCACAGCUCCCUGCUGCUUCUGUGCUCCAAGGGAGAGCUGCACACAGACAUGUGUGUCGCCAGUCGUCGCUGAGUUCCGAGAGGGUGACGGUGAGGGAGAGGGAGAGGGAGAUGACUGCGAGUGUUUCUUUUUAAAACGGUGAAGGAACUUGAAUCUUUGCGAGGAAGAUUGAAGCAGCUCACAUUCUUCACUGAGCAGUAGAUUUUAAAACAUUUAACAAUAGAGAAUCAUGUGAAAGCAUCAUCCUAACCCAGACAAGUUGCCCAACCUGCAUAUGGAUGCCAAUCCUUCGCUGUGUAAAAUGUAGUUGAGUUACCUUUGAGGAUGUGAGCAUUCCUGCCAAGGUCAGCACCUAUUGUCUAUCCUUCAUUAUCCUGGAACUCAGUGACUUGCUUGGCCUAUGCAGAAGGCAGUUAGGGGUCAACCACAUUGCUGUGGGCCUGGAGUCACAUGCACACCAAACAGAGUCCCAUGGCUGUGCAGUUCCCCAAGAUAAAGAAGUACUGUACUCAGGAAAAUUCAGGCUUUCGGAUAUGAACGCCUGAUGCAUGACGAACAGGUAUAAUCUGAAGAUGCUUUCUGCUGGAAGAGAUCACAAAUUGACCAAAAUUAACACUUUCAGACCUUUCUCUGCUUGAGGAGUUUCUCUGACACCUUCUCCAGGAUUGUUGAACAUGUUAAGACACAGGAAGGUUUGAUGAGACCUACAGAACAUUGACAUCAAGCUUAAAGGAUAUUUUUCUCUAUCAUGUGAAUGAAAACUGACGUUUCCACAGUGGAUCUUCAAACCAUGGGAGGAUUAAGAUCUCCUGGGAUUGCCUUGUGAUAUUGGAUUUAUAGGUGCCAGAUUUGCACUUAGAAUAAAAUUAUCUGAAAGUAGCAAAGGAAUUUUGAUCAAGCUCGACGAGGAUUCACAAUGAAAAUUCCAACCACUCAUUCCCUGUGUCCUGUGCUGCUCUGCCUUGGUUUUAUCUGCUUCACAAAGUCUGUUCAGAACUCUAUUAAGGUGGAAACAAGUCAAAGCAAGCACUUAGAGGAAGAGAAACUGGUGCAUCAUCGUCCCAAACGUGGUUGGGUCUGGAACCAAUUCUUUGUUUUAGAAGAACACAUAGGACCAGAAGCUCAGUACGUGGGCAAGCUUCACUCGAAUGCAGAUAAAGGGGAUGGAUCAGUCAAGUACAUCCUGUCAGGAGAAGGGGCUGGUACCAUUUUCGUUAUUGAUGACAGCACAGGAGAUAUUCAUGCAACUAAAAGUUUGGAUCGUGAACAGAGGAUACACUACAUUCUUCAUGCUCAGGCUUUGGACAGAAAGACCAACAAGCCCCUUGAACCUGAGUCUGAGUUCAUCAUCAAGGUGCAGGAUAUAAAUGAUAAUGCACCUGCCUUUCUGGAAGGACCUUACUCUGCCUCUGUCCCAGAAAUGUCUGAAGUUGGAACUUCUGUGCUUCAGAUAACAGCGACGGACGCUGAUGACCCAACGUACGGAAACAGUGCCAGGGUGGUGUACAGUAUCCUGCAGGGACAGCCGUACUUUUCUGUGGAUCCUAACACAGGAAUCAUCAGAACAGCCUUACCGAAUAUGGACCGGGAAGCAAGAGAACAAUAUUCGGUCGUCAUUCAAGCCAAAGACAUGGCUGGACAGAUCGGAGGGCUGUCAGGCUCAACUACUAUUAAUAUAACUCUAACUGAUGCCAAUGACAAUCCCCCCAAGUUCCCACAAAAACACUACCAGCUGUAUGUACCUGAGUCAGCCGCUGUGGAUACAGCUGUUGGUAAGAUUAAGGCGACAGAUGCUGACAUUGGAGUGAAUACAGACAUGAAGUACAGUAUCAUUGAUGGAGACGGUUUAGGUAUUUUCACCAUUUCCACAGACAAAGACACCAGAGAAGGAGUUAUUAUUCUGAAGAAGCCACUCAAUUAUGAAAAGAAGAAGGUGUUUUCAAUAAAAAUUGAAGGAGAAAACACGCACAUUGAUCCUCGUUUCUGGAACCUGGGCCCAUUCAAAGACACUACCACUCUGAAGAUUAUUGUUGGUGAUGUAGAUGAGCCUCCUGUGUUCUCACUGCCCUUUUACACAAUGGAUGUUUUUGAAAAUUCAAAACUAGGAACCGUGGUUGGAGCAGUGACAGCAGAAGAUCCUGACAGUGCCAAAAACCUCAUCAGGUAG
Stegostoma tigrinum is the source of this 2179-nucleotide messenger RNA. RefSeq names its product cadherin-18-like. Gene Ontology annotation, molecular function: cadherin binding; calcium ion binding. The record is from RefSeq and is a predicted model, not a curated record. The coding region runs from base 929 to 2179 and encodes 416 amino acids. NCBI's taxonomy places the organism in Eukaryota, Metazoa, Chordata, Chondrichthyes, Orectolobiformes, Stegostomatidae. Gene Ontology annotation, cellular component: catenin complex; adherens junction; plasma membrane. Gene Ontology annotation, biological process: homophilic cell-cell adhesion; calcium-dependent cell-cell adhesion; cell-cell junction assembly. The transcript has 11 exons.